AUGGCUUGGAUGACUUAUAUUUCUCACUGGUUUGAUGAAGAUGAUUGGUAUGAAGGACAACAACGAGCAAAAAUGUCACGGGUUAAACAAGUGGGACUUUUAGCUGCUGGAUGUCAGCCAUGGAACAAGGAUGUAUGUGCUGCUAGUGGGGACAGAUUUGCCUACUGUGCUACCCUUGCUAUUUAUAUUUAUCAGCUGGAUCACCGAUACAAUGAAUUCAAACUCCAGGCAAUCAUGUCUGAGCAUAAGAAGACAAUCACAGCCAUAGCCUGGUGUCCCCACAAUCCUGACAUGUUUGCAAGUGCCAGUGCAGAUAGUUUGGUGAUUAUUUGGAAUGUGACCGAACAGAAGGUUGUGGCCAAGCUGGACAAUGCAAAAGGAAUUCCUGCAUCACUUAGCUGGUGCUGGAAUGCAGGUGAUGCUGUUGCAUUUGUGUCCCAUAGAGGUCCUCUGUACAUUUGGACUAUCUCCGGACCUGACAGCGGGGUAAUUGUACAUAGAGAAGCACACAGCUUCUUGUCAGAUAUCAGUCUGUUUAGAUGGCAUCAAAAGAAAAAAGGAAAAGUAGUAUUUGGACAUACUGAUGGAAGCCUAUCUAUUUUUCAGCCAGGUUCUAAGAACCAGAAACAUGUCUUAAGACCAGAGUCUCUUGAAGGAACAGAUGAAGAGGAUCCAGUUACAGCACUGGAGUGGGACCCUUUGUCAACUGACUACCUUCUUGUUGCUAAUUUACAUAAUGGUAUUCGACUAGUUGAUUCUGAAUCUCUGUCCUCUAUCACAACUUUUAAUUUCCCCAGUGCAGCAGCAUCUGUUCAGUGUUUAGCCUGGGUUUCUAGUGCACCUGGAAUGUUUGUAACUGGAGAUUCUCAGGUUGGUGUGUUACGUAUCUGGAAUGUUUCACGUACAACGCCUAUAGAUAAUUUUAAAUUGAAGAAAACUGGUUUCCAUGGUUUGCACGUGCUAAGUUCUCCUCCAAAGAGAAAGUCAUGUUCAUCACAGUAUCCUACUAAAAAUCACCAUACAUCCUCAACAAGUGAGGCUGUUCCUCCUCCAACAUUAACCCAAAACCAAGCAUUUUCUCUUCCUCCUGGGCAUGCUGUCUGUUGCUUCAUGGACGGUGGAGUUGGGCUUUACGACAUGGGAGCCAAAAAGUGGGAUUUCCUUAGAGAUAUGGGACAUGUUGAGACCAUCUUUGAUUGCAAAUUCAAACCUGAUAACCCUGAUCUUCUUGCUACAGCUUCAUUUGAUGGCACAAUAAAAGUUUGGGACAUAAAUACUUUAACAGCGGUUUACACAUCUCCUGGUAAUGAAGGGGUUAUUUAUUCUCUUUCUUGGGCUCCAGGAGAUCUGAACUGCAUAGCAGGUGCAACAUCCAAAAAUGGUGCUUUCAUCUGGGAUGUCCAAAAAGGCAAAAUGAUAACCAGAUUCAAUGAGCAUGGAAAGAAUGGAAUCUUCUGCAUUGCCUGGAGUCAUAAAGAUUCCAAAAGAAUAGCAACCUGCAGCAAUGAUGGAUUUUGCAUUAUUCGAACUGUUGAUGGCAGAGUCCUUCACAGGUACAAACAUCCGGCCGCCGUGUUUGGCUGUGACUGGAGUCAAAACAACAAAGAUAUGAUAGCUACAGGUUGUGAGGAUAAAAAUGUUCGUGUUUACUACUUGGCAACCAGCUCUGAUCAGCCACUGAAAGUUUUCACAGGGCAUACUGCAAAGGUAUUUCAUGUACGGUGGUCUCCUCUGAGAGAAGGAAUCCUCUGCAGUGGCUCUGAUGAUGGUACUGUCCGAAUAUGGGAUUAUACCCAGGAUGCUUGUAUAAAUGUUCUGAGUGGACACACAGCUCCAGUGCGGGGACUGAUGUGGAAUCCUGAAAUUCCUUACCUUCUCAUCUCUGGCAGCUGGGACUAUACAAUUCGAGUCUGGGACACAAGAGAUGGAACAUGUUUGGACACCGUUCAUGAUCACGGCGCAGAUGUAUAUGGAUUAACAUGUCAUCCUAGUCGUCCAUUUACUAUGGCAUCUUGCUCUCGUGACUCCACGGUGAGACUCUGGUCAUUGACACCUCUUAUAAACUCUCUACAAAUAAAUAUCUUAGCAGAGAGAUGUUGGGAUGAGAUUAUUGGUAAUACAGAUCGUGCUGUGGAAUCUGGUGCUCCUCCUUUGCUGUGUGGUAAAGUUUCCAAGGAUAUUAAACAAGAAUUGGAAAAAUUAACAGGAAAUCCUCGAGGAAAAAAACUAAGGUGGUUUUCAGAAUGUUUUUCACCUCCAGGAGGCAGCAAGAAUUUAUGGGAUUUGGUUGCUGUAGUGAAAGGACAGGAUGACAGUUUGCUUCCACAAAACUACUGCAAAGGAAUUAUGCAUAUGAAACAUCUCAUUAGAUUUAGGAUGUCCAAGGCACAAGAACUGACAACAGUGAAAAUGUCCAAGUUUGGAGGUGGAAUUGGUGCACCGAGCAAAGAGGAGAGGCUUAAAGAAGCUGCAGAAAUACAUUUAAGAUUAGGACAGAUUCAGCGAUAUUGUGAACUCAUGGUAGAACUUGGAGAGUGGGACAAAGCUCUGUCAGUUGCACCUGGUGUAUCAAUGAAAUAUUGGAGGAAGUUAAUGCAAAGGAGAGCUGAUCAGUUAAUUCAGGAAGAAAAUGAUGGUGUCAUCCCAUACUGUAUAGCUACUGGAGAUGUGAAGAAACUAGUUUCUUUCUUUAUUUCAAGAGGCCAGCUUAAAGAGGCUCUUCUUGUCACACAGGCAGCUUGUGAGGGAAAUAUACAGAUGUCAACACUCUCCACAAGUGGAUCUACAAAUUCUGGUGGAGAUAAAACAGAUGAUUAUAACGAGCUUCUGCACGAAGUCAGUAAAGAACUAGCAGAGUGGUAUUUCCAGGAUGGCCAUGCAGUGCUUGCAGCAUGUUGCCAUCUGGCUGUUGAAAAUAUAGAGCUUGCGAUGGCAAACCUGAUUCGUGGAAAUGAGCUGGAGUUGGCAAUCAGUGUGGGUACUGUCUUAGGAGAAAGUGCAGCACAAGCAACACAUUAUGCCCUAGAAUUACUAGCAAGAAAAUGUAUGACAGUAACAACAUGCUUUCCAUCACUUGGAUACAG
This is a messenger RNA of Merops nubicus (carmine bee-eater), 3083 nucleotides long. It is a transcript of the gene WDR17, whose product is annotated as WD repeat domain 17. The transcript has 23 exons. The annotation marks the transcript as partial. NCBI's taxonomy places the organism in Eukaryota, Metazoa, Chordata, Aves, Coraciiformes, Meropidae. The record is from RefSeq and is a predicted model, not a curated record. Gene Ontology annotation, molecular function: protein binding.